AUGCCGUACGUACCACCUCAUUUACGCAACUCGGCGGGCGGAUCGGGGGGAGGUUCCGCUCCCCCGUCAUCCUCCCUAGGAACCCGAUCCGAUCCUCCAGGCCGGUACGGUGAUCGGAACGACUAUGGCAGCUUCGGUUCUAGAAGCUACGGCUCUCGAGAUAGAGACGAUCGGAGGGAUAGGGAUGACAGAGGCAGCAGGGACGGUGGCAGCAGCAGCUUCAGCAGCAGCCGUCGGCCGGUAGAGACCCGGGGAAGCGGCCCUCCAGAGCCCGUUUGCCCGGCAUGGAAGCCGUCGGACCGUGUGAUCCGCUUGCAAGAAGAUCAGAUCGCCGAGGUCCGCGCGCGGCUGAACGUGACGGUGGAAGUCACGCCUGGCACGGGCGUUGCUCCCGCUCCGGUCGAGUCGUUUGACGACAUGGGCCUGCACCCGAACAUCUCGAAGGACAUUGUCUACCACAGCUACACCAACCCCACGCCCAUCCAGGCGCAGGCCAUGCCCAUCGCGCUCUCCAACCGCGACCUCCUCGGCUGCGCUGAAACCGGCAGUGGCAAAACCGCCGCCUUCGCCAUCCCCAUGAUUCAACACUGUCUGCAUCAAGCCCCUCUGCGGCCGGGCGAUGGGCCUCUGGCGCUCGUGCUGGCGCCCACUCGCGAGCUGGCGCAGCAGAUUGAGAAGGAGGUUAAAGCUUUCAGCCUGUCGUCGGAGGGGUUUAAGACGGCGAUCAUAGUGGGCGGCACGCACAUGAGUGAACAGCGGUCGGUGCUGCGAGGGGGUGUGCAGGUGGUGGUGGCAACUCCAGGGCGAUUCAUAGACCAUCUGCAGCAGGGCAACACUUCACUCUCCCGUGUCUCCUUUGUCGUGCUGGACGAGGCUGACAGGAUUCUGGACAUGGGAUUUGAACCACAGAUGAAGGAGAUCAUGGCAAACCUGCCGCGGCAGCACCAGACGCUGCUGUUUUCUGCAACAAUGCCGGAGGAGAUAGAGGCGCUGGCUCAGGAGUAUCUUAAGAACCCCGUGCGCGUUAAGGUGGGGCGCGUCAGCAGCCCCACUCAGAACGUGACCCAGUCGCUGGAGAAGGUUGCAGAUAAGGACAAGGUGGAUCGGCUGCUACAGCUGCUGGUGGAGGAGAUGGCGGCUGCAGAGAGCGGGCAGCAGCCACUGCCACUCACUAUCGUGUUUGUGGAGCGCAAGGUGAAGUGUGACGAGGUGUGCGAUGCCCUGACAGCGCAAGGCCUCAAGGCAGCAGCACUGCAUGGUGGGCGCAGCCAGGGAGAGAGAGAGGCGGCUUUGCUGGACUUCCGCAAAAACACCAUCAACAUUCUCGUGGCAACGGAUGUGGCAUCAAGAGGGCUGGACGUGUCGGGAGUGGCUCUGGUCGUCAACAUGGAUUUACCCAAGGCUCUAGAGGACUAUGUGCACCGCAUCGGGCGAACAGGGCGAGCAGGAGCGUCUGGGCGAGCUGUGUCCUUUUACACUGAUAGAGAUGCGUUUCUGGUGGCUCAGAUCAAGAAAGCACUAUCAGAGGCGGAGGCAGGCAACACCAUGGCGUUUGCGACUGGCAAGGCUGCAAGGAGGAAGGAGAAAGAGGAGGCAGCAGCAUUCCGGGAAAAUCGGGCAGCAACAGCGGCAAAUGUGACGAUGAUAGGGGCGACAGCAGUAAAGAUAGUGGAUCAGAAGUACAAGCACAUGAUUGUGGCUCAAGCAGGACCAGAUAAGAUGGCGCACAGGCGGCACGGCUGCGAGGUUUUGCUCCAGACCUCGUGGUGUCUACUCCUAUUGCUGGCGGCGUUCGCGGCGGUUGUGUGUAACCAUUCUGCCUCCGCGGAUUACGCGACUUCCCUUCCCGAGUCGCUUUCCGCCUACUCCAAUGUGGCGUUGCUGGAUCCGCGCUUCGAGCUCUAUUGGACCGUCAACGGCAGCGACGCGACCAUUCACAUGGCAUUGAAUGCAAAAACUACUGGAUGGUUCGCUAUAGGCAUCUCCGAGAUCGGUUCCAUGGUGGGCUCAGAUGCCCUCGUCGCAUGGGUCGCACAAUCCGAAGCCCGCGUGUAUGCAACGGAUCGCUUCAUCUUCAACAAGACGACCCAAGGAAUUGCACUCGACGACAAGCAGGACUGGCACGUGCUGGGCGGCAGUCAGACCACCAACCAAUCCACGGGCGACACGUGGAGCACCGUGCACGUGUGGCGCAAGCUGGACACCGGCGACUGCAACGACCGACCCAUAGUUUCCGGGAAGCUUCACAACGUCAUCUGGGCGAUGGGCGCCACGGGUGACGUCAGCUAUCACAGCUCCGACCGCGGCAUGUCCGCCCUCGUGCUCGCUCCUGCCCCCGGCCCCUCCAUUAUCGCGCCCACGCCUCCCCCUUCCGCAUCCGCCUCCGCGUCCUCUGCGUCUGAUUCGCUCCGAGCAUUUGGGCGGCUGGCUGCGCAACCGCAGGCAGGGAAGCUGCAGAAGCAGCAGCCUCUGCAACUUGAAGAGAGCAUGCUGAAUUUCACGUUCACGAAUUACCGGGUGCCAACAAACCACACGACCUAUCGCUGCAAGGUGGUGGACAUUGCUCUCAAGACCAAGACGCAUGCGGUUGAGUGGGGUAUCGUGCUCAACUCUACUGACAUCUCAGCUGUCCAUCACGCAAUCAUCUACGGCUGCAAACCCAAGGAGUACGGCAAUCUCAAGGGAGCAGGGGCGGACUUUGACUGUCUGCACGACAACCCAUGUGGCACCACUGUCGCCAUGUGGGCUGUGGGCGGCAGACCCUUCACUUACCCGCCCAAUGUGGGCUACCCCAUCGGCCCCGGAUACUUCACCAAGUUCGUCUUGCAGGUGCAUUUCACCAAUCCCAAUGGCCGCGCUGAUCUCAUCGACAACUCCGGCCUGUACCUGAAGCUCGCCCCAUCGCUCCGCCCCAUGGAUGCGUCCAUCAUGCUCACGGGCCCUGUGGCUUAUGAGUAUCUCAUCCGCAUUCCCCCUGACAUGCCCUCAUGGACGCAAGUCAGCACGUGCCCGGGCGAGUGCACUGCUGCCGUGUUCCAGAAUGAGAGCGUGAAGAUCAUUGGGUCUAUCCUGCACCUGCACACGUUGGGGCGACAGAUGUACACGGAUGUGUUCAGGCGGGGCAGCAAGGUCGCAACCAUCAACCGCCAGGACUACUACGACUUUGCAUCGCAGCAGACCAUUCCCACCACGCCUGAGUUUGAGCUGCUGCCAGGAGAUGAGCUGCGCACCUCCUGUGUUUGGGACUCCACUGCUCGCACCAACGUGACGGUGGGAGGGCCAUCAACGGAGGACGAGAUGUGCAUAGACUAUCUCAUCUACUACCCCGCACGCCAGGGCCAAGAAAUGGAUAUGUGUUACGACAUGUGUGCAUCAUACGAGAACAACACUCUCAGCAUGGACCCCGACAGCCCCACGCUCUCCAAGUUCUACGCGUGUGGGCCCAACUUCAUCCCCACCUACCAGCCCUGCAAGAUCACCUUUGGUGCCAACACGCCAAUGGAAGUCAUGAAUGGCUGCCCUGCUGAGGCCCACGCAUCACUGGCAGACAUUCCCUCGGAUACCAUAUCUGCAUUGCUCUCCUCCGAUGCGCCACCUGCACCUGCUGCUGCCCUCCCUCCUCUUAGUGCUACUGCUUCACCCCCUACAGCCCCUGGCAAGGCAGCACAGGCUUUGUCACUCCACAGUGUCAGUGCCAGUGCUGGGAUGGCUGUAGGCCUGGGCGCGGCUCUCUUCCUCACCUACAAGCUCUCCACGCAGGCAGGCACUCGUCCCUCCUCCAAGCCCAAACUCCUCUUCGCCAACCCUUGCCCCUCGUCGUCGUCCUCCUCCGCCGCCACCACUGCCACUGCCGCCUCUCUCGCCCUCGACCCGGCUCUCUCAGCUCAAAUUGGCUCCUCUCUCACCACCAGUCCCCUCAACGCCACUGCCGGCGCCGGCGCUGGAGCCUCAGCCAGCCUUCUCAACACCUCCGCUGGAGUUGGCGCUACUGUCGGGGCAUCUCUCCCCAAUGGAACGGUGGAUGCAGCAGGGGGUGUCUCGGCUUCUACUGGCCUUCUCAAAACGUCAGCUGGCAUUGGCGCGACCGUCGGCGCGUCUCUUCCCAAUGGAACGGUGGAUGCAGCAGGGGGUGUCACGGCUUCUACUGGCCUCAUGGGCACAUCCGCGGGUGUUGGCGCUACCGCGGGGGCGUCUCUUCCCAAGGGAACAGUGAACACAGCAGGAGGCGUCUCGGCCUCCACCGCUCUGCUCAACACAUCUGCAGGGGUGGGCGCUGGUGCAGCUGUCUCCCUCCCCAACGGCUCUGUCGCUGCAGCAGGUGAUCUCUCUGCUUCCACUGGUCUCCUCAACACAUCCGCUGGUGUUGGAACCACCAUUGGGGUUUCCCUUCCCAACGGCACUGUCGCUGCAACCGGCGGUGUUUCUGCCUCCUCCGCUCUCCUCAACACGUCAGCCGGCGUGGGAGCAGGAGUGGGCGUGUCUCUCCCCAAUGCCUCUCUCUCUGGCUCUGCCUCCCUCGGUGCCUCCUCCCCUCUCCUCAACACCUCAGCCGGCGCCGGUGCUGCCGUCAACGCAGGCUCGGGAGGCGUCAACGCCAACCUCGGAGCCUCGGCAAACCUCGGAGGCUCAAUCUCUGGCAUGAUCUCAGGCAUGGGCGGAGCCAUGGGGAACCUCGUAGGCGCGGCAGGGAACAUGGCAGGCUCGGUGGUAGGCUCGGUAGGCAACAUGGGAGCCUCGGUGGCAGUGUCUCUCUCCCCACGUGUGAUGCUGAACGGUGCAUGGAUGGCUACCAGUGGUGGCGCCUACGCCAUGGUCGGGCAGACUCGAGUGUCGGCAGCACUGGCAACUGCCAUGAUGACCCACGUCUCCACCAACAUGCCGCUCUUUCUCACCGUGCAUGCCGGGGCUCAGGGCACCCUCGUGGCCAGGAUGAAGUAG
Closterium sp. Yama58-4 is the source of this 4938-nucleotide messenger RNA. The record is from the annotation of a GenBank genome assembly. Lineage: Eukaryota; Viridiplantae; Streptophyta; Zygnematophyceae; Desmidiales; Closteriaceae.